Messenger RNA from Lactuca virosa, 1446 nucleotides. Lineage: Eukaryota; Viridiplantae; Streptophyta; Magnoliopsida; Asterales; Asteraceae. The record is from the annotation of a GenBank genome assembly.
ACAAAAAAAAAGUAAUCAAAACUCGUUGAACUUCCCCCAAAACCCUCCAUCAUUCUGCAAAAAAAUGGAAGGCGGCGUCGCAGCGGAGCAAGGAACGGUGACUUGUGCGUCAUGGAUAAGGCGGCCGGAGGAAGCGCAUCUAGUUGCCUUAGGGAAGUCGAAGCACGGAAAUUUCCCUGCCUCUUUUCAAAUUUUCACUUUCGACCGUCUCACCACAUCUCUCUCGUCAUCUCCUUCGGCCACAUUCGAGUUUGAAGACGGAUGUGAUCCAGUAAGCCUAGCGGUGCAUCCAAGCGGUGAUGAUAUUAUCUGCUCUACUACCAAGAGCGGCUGCAGGGUGUUUGAAUUGCAUGAUCAAGAGAAAAAUUUGAAGUUGUUGGCCAAAGAUCUAAAACCCCUCCAAAAUGUGGGCCCACAGAAGUGCCUAGCAUUUAGUACGGAUGGAUCUAGAUUUGCUGCUGGAGGUGUGGAUGGGCAUCUGAGAAUAUACGAGUGGCCAAGCAUGCGUGUCAUAGUAGAUCAACCAAAAGCUCACCAGGGAUUCAACGAUAUGGAUUUCAGCCUAGACUCAGAGUUCUUAGCUUCAACAUCCACUGAUGGGUCCGCUCGGAUUUGGAAUGCGAAUGAUGGUGUUCCAGUCAACUCUUUGACUCGAACUUCAGAUGAGAAAAUUGAACUAUGUCGAUUUUCUAAGGAUGGAACAAAACCGUUUUUGUUUUGCACUGUCCAAAAAGGAAAUAAAUCAAUCACAGUUGUCUGGGAUAUUUCUACAUGGGACAAAAUUGGGUUCAAAAGGCUUCUUAGAAAGCCUGCUUGUGUAAUGUCCAUCAGCUUGGAUGGCAAAUAUUUAGCUCAGGGAAGUAAAGAUGGUGAUGUAUGUGUAGUAUCAGUGAAGAAGAUGGAAGUUUGUCACUGGAGUAAGAGGCUUCACUUGGGCUAUCCUGUCUCCUCCCUGGAUUUCUGUCCCAGUGAAAGGGUUGUUCUUUCGACCUCUAAUGAAUGGGGAGCUAUGGUGACCAAGUUAAACGUUCCUGCAGAUUGGAAAGAAUGGCAACUAUAUAUCUUGCUUAUAGGACUUUUUUUGGCAUCUGCGGUGUUGUUCUACAUAUUCUUUGAGAAUUCUGAUUUAUUUUGGAAUUUCCCAAUGGCGAAAGACCAACCUGCACGACCUAAACUUGGUUCUUACGUAGGAGACCAUCAAUCUGAUGAUAAAAACAUGUGGGGCCCCGUGGACAUGUAAACAUACGUCACUUGCUCUCUCUCAUAAAUGAUAUGUAGAGAUCACGGAGCUAAUUUUCAACCAUAUGUUGACAACUAAAAAUUUGGUUCUUCUUACCUGCAAUUUGUAAUAGAGAUGGCACCCUACGAUUAUUUAUGUUCGUCUUGUUUGUAAUAUUAAUUCUUUUUUCCUCUAAAUUUGUUUCGGAUCCUUUUACCAUCGAGUUG